Molecule: messenger RNA, 2436 nt
Organism: Stegostoma tigrinum
Lineage: Eukaryota; Metazoa; Chordata; Chondrichthyes; Orectolobiformes; Stegostomatidae
Product: disintegrin and metalloproteinase domain-containing protein 12-like
Exons: 21
Coding region: 1-2436 (811 amino acids)
Biological process (GO): proteolysis
Molecular function (GO): metalloendopeptidase activity
Source: RefSeq, a predicted model, not a curated record
AUGUCCGAGUGCAAGGUGCGUUUGGCAAUUCUGAUCUGGUGCCAGGUUUUAAAUCUUUCAGCAGUACAGAGUGAAGAAUCUGCCAUUGACGAUGGGAACCGUGGAAAUGGAAGAUUGUUCACUGUUCCCAGUAACAGUCCCACCAGUCAUUCACCAGGAGCUGGUUGGGAAACCAAGAGUAAAGGAGCUACUUCAGGUGAACAAGGAACUGCUUCAGGCUUACGAUUUCGCCAGGAAAAGUUGCUUGAAGAACUGAAGGAUUAUAAGUUUGUAUUCCCACAGCUGGUUCCAGGAAGAGGGAAACGGAGUGUGGCCGUACUGCCUCAGAUGAACUAUCCAAAUAACCUCAGCAUCUUGGUGGAGCUGGAAGGAAAUAACUUUACGCUGGAUCUCAACAGCAAUAAAUUCCUCUUACCCCGAGGGUUCCAGGUGUCACACUACGAUUCCAAUGGGAGUCUGGUGACAGAGACAGAUACUGAAAUGUAUCGCUGUUACUACGUGGGAUUUGUAAGAACAUUCCCUGGAUCCCAGGUCUCUGCAAGCACCUGCUCAGGACUCAGUGCUCUAAUUGUGUUCAGUAAUCGAACUUAUGUCAUUGAACCUGUUGUUGGGGACGCAAAUGGUCGCCAUUUGUUAUACAGACCUGAAGAUCUCCGGCCAGUACCAAGUAUCUGUGGAGUCAGAGCUCCAUCCCCUGAGUUAACCUUGACUGAUCAUCUCCAGCGCUCUCAGAGGGUGAAAAGGGAUGUAUUGUCAGAGACAAAGUUUAUCGAGCUGGUGCUGGUGGCAGAUAGAGAAGAGUAUCAGAACCUGGGUAGUGACAGAGAUGCCGUGGUGCAGAGAAUGAUAGACAUUGCCAAUACAGUCGACCUGUAUUAUAGACCGUUUAACAUUCGGGUUGCUCUGAUUGGUGUGGAGGUGUGGACUGCCAACAAGAUCACGAUCGACAGGAGUGCUAAGGAUAACAUGAACAGAUUCCUCAAUUGGAGAAGGAACGAUCUGUUGCCUCGAAUGCACAAUGACAAUGCCCAUCUCAUCACGGGUGUUUCUUUUUCACAUGACCUUACAGGUUUGGCAUCAUUGAGUGGGAUGUGUUCAGUAGAAAAUUCUGGAGGAGUGAACUCAGACGGCAGACCUAGCUUCCUGGCGAUUGCUGCCACCCUGGCCCAUGAGAUGGGCCACAACCUUGGAAUGGUACAUGACUCUCAGUCAAGGGGCUGUCGAUGUCUCGAUUCCUCUGGUGGCUGUAUUAUGGAAGCAUUACAGCGUUUCCCAUUGCCAACGAUGUUCAGCAGCUGCAGCCGUGCUGAUUUAAUGAGGGCUCUCCGCCGUGGUGUUGGAGCCUGUCUCUUCAACGCCCCAGAUCUUUCGCGUCUAGUGGGACCUCCUGAGUGUGGAAACCUGUAUGUGGAUGAAGGCGAGGAAUGCGACUGUGGUUCUGCUGCGGACUGUGACGAUCCCUGUUGUGAUCCCUCAACGUGUACACUCAAACCUGGGGCAAAGUGUUCAUCAUCUGGGUCAUGCUGUAAAGACUGUGAAUUCCUUCCAGCAGGAACAAUGUGCCGAGGGCUGAUGGGAGAAUGUGACCUGCCGGAGUUCUGUACAGGAAAUUUCUCUAAUUGCCCUGAAAAUGUGUAUCUGCAAGAUGGGCACACGUGCAGCAAUGGGAUUCUAUACUGCAGCAAUGGUAUCUGCCAGUCUGCAGAUAAACAGUGCCAGGAGAUCUGGGGUCCCGGUGCAACAUCUGCAGAAAAUAUCUGUUAUUCACUAACAAAUAAAGCAGGAAACAAAUAUGGAAACUGUGGCAAGAAUGAGAACCAUACCUACAUUGGAUGUGCAGAAAAAGAUGUAAAGUGUGGGAAGAUCCAGUGCAAGGGUGGAAACUCUUCCCCAGUCCGAGGAGGGAAUGUAGAUGUUUUGAAUACAAACUUUGCUUUCGGUGGAGUAAUGUACAAAUGCCGAGCAACUUUCUCCACUUUACCUGAUUCGAACAUUCCAGAUCUAAUUCGAGCAGGAACAAGGUGUGACCAUAACAAGGCCUGCUAUGAGAAAAAGUGUCAGGAUGUGUCUGUAUUCAAUGUCAAGACAUGUGACGACGCCUGCCAUGACAAAGGGGUUUGUAACAGUAAGGGGAACUGUCACUGUGAAUUGGGAUGGGCUCCUCCACACUGUGAUGUUGAAGGCAUAGGUGGCAGUAUUGACAGUGGGCCCAUGAUGUAUCCGCUACCAGUGGGGGCAUGUAGAGAUCAGACAGCCAGCAUUUCUCCUAAACUUAAAGAAGUAAAAAUGAAGUUUAUAAGACUCCCUGGCAAGGCCCUGCUGACUCUGAGUUGCGACACCAGAGACAACAAAUGCAAGAGGCAUUCAGACAAGUACUUCAAUACAUUCAACUAUGCCACCAGAGACAACAGAUACAGUGAUUCCAAGAGAAGUUGA